This is a messenger RNA of Pseudophryne corroboree (corroboree frog), 2953 nucleotides long. RefSeq names its product growth arrest specific 1 (gene GAS1). Bases 638 to 1552 code for a protein of 304 amino acids. NCBI's taxonomy places the organism in Eukaryota, Metazoa, Chordata, Amphibia, Anura, Myobatrachidae. The record is from RefSeq and is a predicted model, not a curated record. The transcript has a single exon. Gene Ontology annotation, biological process: regulation of cell cycle.
CAAUGGCAAGAGGCAUAGCCAGGAAAGGGGCUGAGCACAGGGCGAGGGGAGCAGGAGAAAAGCAGCAGCCAGACGGAGCCUGCAGGAGGAAGGGAAGCGGCAGCAUCAUCAUCGCUGUGUCCCAGGCAUUGCAGGGGGAGCACCCGGUGCGCUGCAUACAGCCCCCGGCUCAGCCCGAAACUGUGUCCAGAGGAAGCAUCAGGGAGGAGGGGGCAGCAGCCGCCAGCACUCAGUGUUUCCCUCUUUUUAUCCCCCCCCUCUCUGCACAUUAGCCGGAGCCUGUGGAUGGGACCGGACCGCUGCUCCUGGUCACACUGAGGAUCCCCUGCCGGAGACUGUAGAGCGGGGAAGUCUCUGCCAGUGGCUGCGAUCUGCAUGAGGAUGAGCCGGGCACUGAUGAGCAUCCCGGCGGGGCGCCCCCGCUAUUGUCACUGAGGUGCGGGAUCCCCGACAUCCGCCGCUAGCCAGCACUGUACAGCAGCAGCAGCAGCACCGCGCACUCUGCCGCCCGUCUACUGUGUAUACAUCAGCGUGCAGGGAUGGAGUGAGGUCCGCGCUGCAGCCUCCCAGCCACAUGCACACACUCCGCAGCUAGAAGCCACACCGCCGCCGCAUCGUGCAGCCUGCCCCGGGGACCAUGGCUGGAUGGAGAGCGCUGUGCCUGCUGCUCCUAUGCUCCCUGCUGGAGGCGUCCCUGGGCCGGAGGCUCGUCUGCUGGCAGGCUAUGUUGCAGUGCCAGCAGGAGGCGGACUGCAGCUACGCUUACAGACAGUACACAGAGGCUUGCUCGUCGGUGCUGCCCAGGCACGGAGAUGCCGCCGCCGCUCACAGCCCGGCCCGGCGCCGCUGCCCCAGCCACUGCAUCUCUGCACUCAUCCAGCUCAACCACACCAAGGGGGGGCCGGCGCUGGAGGACUGUGAUUGCGCUAUGGAUGACAUAUGUAAGGCCACCAAGCGGGCGAUCGAGCCAUGCGUGCCCAGGACCAGCACCAACACGGGCGGGGGAGGUGCGGGAGGAGGAGGAGGAGGCGCCGCUGCCGCCGCCGGCGGCGGUGGGGGAGCCGGCGCUGGAGGCGGGGCGGUGAUGGGCUGCAUGGAAGCCCGGAGACUGUGCGAGAGUGACCGGCGCUGCCAGGCCUCGCUCUCCAGCUACCUCAACCACUGCGGGCGCCUGUUCAACGGGGUGCGCUGCACAGAUUCCUGCCGGACGGUGAUCGAGGACAUGAUGCGGGUGCCCAAGGCGCUGCUGCUCAAUGACUGCGUGUGCGAUGGCCUGGAGCGGCCCAUCUGCGAGUCCAUCAAGGAGAACAUGGCCCGGCUCUGCUUCGGGGUGGAGCUGGGCAACGGGGGUCCGGGCAGCAGCGGGGGCUCCUAUGAUGAGUACGAUGAAGAGGACUAUGGGGAUGAGCCGGAGCAGAGCAGGGACGGCUCGUACGAGGAGGGGCAGCCGAAGGUAAACCCUGAUGCCGGCAGCACAGGGGCCCCCGGGGCCACUCCCUCACUGACACUAUGGACCUGUUCUGUGCUCACGCUGCUGCUGCUGCGGGGGUGAGAGCAGCGCAUACCAUGAGGAGGAUGCCUGUAGUGUACCUUACACGUACUACACCGCUGGUGCGCCCAGCUGCCUCAUCUGCCCCUGGUGCCGAGUAACUGCCCCAUGGUCAACCAUGGUGCCCUAUCGUUGUGAAUGCUGGCAUCGCCCUUGCACAGUUACACUCGCUGCAAUAUCCAUUACACCUGUGCCUUAUGUCAUGCUAGCCAGUCAGUAGUGUCAGAGGGCGGCUGGCAUUGCAUUACUCCCUCAGCAGCCUGCAUUGCCCUCUAUUCUGCCCCUCUCAGUUGUUCCUGUUGGCAUAAACACCAGGUCCCCCCCCCCCCCCCCCAAAUUACCUGAGCAGAGGCACUGCUUCUGCUUAUCAUAGACUGUAUGUAGUGUGUACUAUGCAGCACCUGUCCCUGUAGGACAACCUAUGCAACUGACACAGUCCCAACUGGUAUAGUGCACAAUAGCAGCCCCACCACAUACACACAUGCACUGGCUGGCUGGGUGCUGGAAUCUGUCAUUAGGGCUUACACAUUGCUUGUUCCCUUUAAAAUUAUUCUUAGGGACAGUAGUAGAUGCUAAUGUAUUUUAUGACCUGGUGGUGACUGUCUUGUCUUUAUAGUGCGGAUUAUUCCAAAUAUAAGCACACAAUGUAUUAAAAUCAUUUUAAAAUGCAAUGCCACCAUGUAUGCCAGCCUUGAUAUUGCAGAUUUACUAAGACUUGUGGGGUUUUUUUUUGUUUUUUUCAUUUGUAGGAUAGUCUCCGUCUAUAUAUAAUAUGUGAAUUUCAUCAAAUGAUCAUAUACCACCAACAUACCAUCUAAGUAUAAUGUUGAUGCUGCUCUUUGCAUCCUGUACGGUCUGGGGAGUAUACACCUUUCUUCCUCAGCAAUGCAAGCUGCUCCAGAGCUCUGUACUGCCACCGUAGAAGACACUUUUAUUAAUUAUGUGUAAAUAACAAAUGCCGAAACGUUUUAUAUUACUGGGAGUGUCAAUAUUAUCUAUUCUGGUAAGAAUUAUAAAUAGGCUAUUUAAAUCGGAAUGACUAGUUGCUACAUAUCUGUACAUAUUUUUAUAUAAAUUGUAUUCCAUGAAUAAUUUAUUUAAAAUAUAGAGGUGAAUUCUAUGUGUUUGCAAACAAUGAUAUUGUUUCAGCAAAAAAAAAGGUACAUCAAAUAUUUUCUUUGACAUAUUCUUCAAAUGUACAGUUUAUUUUAUAGAUUUACUGAAGUGAUAAAAAAAUAUUUUUGAAGAGAAUUUUAUGGACUCUAGAAUUGUACAAACUUUCCUUUCUUUCUGAAUACUGCCUUACACUUUUGUAUUUUUAUAAAUGAAAUAACAGGAAAAAAUGAAUAUACGUGAAUUUGGAUGUAUUUUGCUGUGUCCAUUAGUAAAUAUUUUUUAAAGUAA